Messenger RNA from Ochlerotatus camptorhynchus, 1833 nucleotides. RefSeq names its product forkhead box P (gene FoxP). The transcript has 4 exons. Gene Ontology annotation, biological process: regulation of transcription by RNA polymerase II. Gene Ontology annotation, molecular function: DNA-binding transcription factor activity, RNA polymerase II-specific; RNA polymerase II cis-regulatory region sequence-specific DNA binding. Gene Ontology annotation, cellular component: nucleus. The coding region runs from base 414 to 1583 and encodes 389 amino acids. The record is from RefSeq and is a predicted model, not a curated record. Lineage: Eukaryota; Metazoa; Arthropoda; Insecta; Diptera; Culicidae.
GAUAGGAUGCAAUUUUCUGUUGUUUGCCAAAAUUCUAAAUUGGAGGAAAUUUGCUGAAAAAAGUGUACUUUUGUGUUGAUUGAAUUGGUUGAAAUUGGUGCCACAAUUGUGCUGUUCGGUUCUAGUUCGCGGAAAAAGCCAAUCGGUUGCCUGUUUUGAGAUGGAAGCUAAGAAUUGGUGUCUCUCUUUUCAGAUUGGACCAACCCAGACACGCCAUGAUGCACUUCCGUCUACAUUCAACAUGGAUGCACCCAUUUUUCCUAUAACUUUUUUUUUAAAUUUUCUCUAAUUUCAGCGAUUCGAAGAAACGCAGUUUUGGCGAAUAUUUUAUCUAUAUCUAAGUGACUCAGAUGCAAGCCUUUAUAUAUUUUAAUCGUUAGGCACUUAUUUUAGAUGAUUUUUCAUUUACUAACAUGAUCUUUCUCCCCCACCCUCCAGAAGACAUCGCUCCAAAAUCGGUGGUUCACCCUCUGUUUGGCGGAGGUGCCUGCCGUUGGCCUGGCUGUGAGCGGAUUUUCGACGAUUUUGACGAAUUCUACAAUCACCUUCAGUCGGAUCAUAUCAACGGAGACUACUCGGCCGCGCAGGCUCGCAUCCAGAUGGAGGUAGUCUGCCAGUUGCACUUGCAGCUGCAGAAGGAACGCGAUCGAUUGCAGGCGAUGAUCCUUCAUCUGAACAAGAAGAACGAGAUGGCAGCACGGAUUCCGAUGGCCGGUGCCAAUCCGUACGUACCGCAGAUUCCACCGCCACCGCCACCGUACGAUUUGAUCGCAGGGCUGCGUUUUCCUCCGGCUGGGCCAGCCGAUGGAGCGAUGGUUGAAGCGGCGCUGCAGCUGACUAGCAAGCAACAGCAAGCCUUGCAUCACCAUCAGCAACAGCAGCACCACCAUCAACAACAACAACAACAACAACAACAUCAGCAGGCUGGCCGAGCGUCGAAGGGAUCGAUCCGGGCCAAGUACUUUCCACCAUCGCAGGACGCCGAUGCCGGUGGUUUCAAGGAGGUCCACUUCCCCGAUGUGCAGGAUGCCCGAUUUGCGUUUGCAGAUGUUCAGAAGAAUCGGGAAUUCUACCGCAGCCACGACGUGCGUCCACCGUUUACUUAUGCAUCGUUGAUUAGACAGUCAAUAAUUGAAUCGCCGGAGAAACAGUUGACUCUGAACGAAAUUUACAACUGGUUCCAGAAUACAUUUUGCUACUUCCGACGAAAUGCAGCGACAUGGAAGGUAAGGAAGAACGCAAUCCGGACGAACCUGUCGCUGCACAAGUGCUUCGUCCGGUACGAGGACGACUUCGGUUCGUUCUGGAUGGUGGACGACAACGAAUUCCUGAAGCGGCGCCACCUGUCUCGGGGGAGGCCUCGCAAAUACGACAUCGCGAUGCCGCUGGACACGCCGGUGGACGGACUCAACGAUGGUCAACCCGUUCGGUCGGGCUCGUCGGCGCAUUCGAACGCCGCUCCCGGUGGAGGACUUCAAGCCGGACCGGGAGACAUUUCACCGCUACUGGGAGCAACGCACUGCUAUGACGACGGCAGCGGUGGUCUACUGCGAUCACCGAAGAAAGAGUUUCCCCGACGGUAAUUUAUGUUUGACAGAUGAUUGUUUAAUGAGCCAUGUAGAAUAGCUUUGCAGAGUACGUUUGAGGGGGGGUGGAGCGAACAAUGGUUAUAUUUCAUUUUGAGGCGUCGAUGGUGCACAAUGUUUUGGGAUAUUUCCAAUUUCGCUUUCUAAACGAUUAAUAAUUAAAUUAUCCUUUCACAGUCUAGGAAUCCACCGACUGGCCUGGUCUGGAUCGUUCAGCUGCCUAGGUUCCGUUUUUCUAUUUCCUUAC